AUGAUACCGCAUGACAGAGUUGCCCACCAUCCACUGGGAGCUGGGUCGUAUUAUUUUAAGGAGAACCUCCUCGGGUAUCUGAAUAACCGAUGCCCUCAACCGGUAGUGACUCUGCAUGUCGGGUCACAGCCGAACUGCAGCCCGCAUGUGGGUAAUAUAACUACGUUUGCUACCUGUUUUGCGCUCGCGGCUGCCUUACAGAGAAGGUUUGAACGCAACGUUAGGAUUAAGUUCAUUUUCGUGGACAGCGCACCGACUCCGGGGCAGGAGUUCCUCAUUAAUGACGUGAAGUAUCAGAAAAGCCUAAAGCAGACAGGGGGCUUUCAAACUUAUCAAAUGGCGUUCGUCAAAGUUCUAAGUCGCUUGUCUGAACUUUCAGGAGUACCGUAUGAGUUUGAUACGCAGAGUUUCUGGCGUUCAAAUCCGGCCUUUUCCAGCAUCCUCCAGCGUCUCGUCGAGCGUUACAGGAUUCUCGGGCCCCAUAUGUCUCCGGAGACAGGCAAGUUGGCUAUUCGAGCGCCAUGCCCACACAACGAUUGCGGACUAGCAGACAAACACGGCAUCAACAAUCAGUAUCAUGCUGACGGUCGAAUCACUUUCGUGUGUCCUGACCACGGAGAGCAUCAUAUAGACCUAACAUCACCUCACGAACUCGAGCGGCUCGAGUUCAACACACCACUCCGCAAUCUGAUAAGGAUUCUCCUCUGCAGCCGUGAUACGGACACCUCAUGGAUCAUGUGUACUGGAUCCGACUACUCGGGUUUCUACCAGGAGCAGCUGACUUGGCGGCUGCUGGAGCAUCCUGAAAAUACUCCAGUCAUCUUUUAUACACCUUUGAUACUCGAUUGGUCCGGAGCCAAAUUGUCGAAAAGCCUGUAUAUCCGAGAAAACGGAUACAAAUACUUAAUCGAUGCCGGCCGUCGGUACUUGCUGGAUGCUGACACAUUUCUGGAGACCGAGGGGGCAAUUGAGGCCCUUUUUGAGGAAGCACAAGACUGGGUUGAUAAGCCGUACAAGCUCUUCCGGAACUACACUGUCGAUUACAUAGAUAUGCAGCUGAUAUCAAGGGGAAUGCGCCUACUUAGCCACCCGAAUUAG
Messenger RNA from Aspergillus lentulus, 1098 nucleotides. Lineage: Eukaryota; Fungi; Ascomycota; Eurotiomycetes; Eurotiales; Aspergillaceae. The record is from RefSeq and is a predicted model, not a curated record.